This is a messenger RNA of Octodon degus (degu), 2028 nucleotides long. Its product is annotated as intestinal-type alkaline phosphatase. The record is from RefSeq and is a predicted model, not a curated record. The transcript is spliced from 12 exons. NCBI's taxonomy places the organism in Eukaryota, Metazoa, Chordata, Mammalia, Rodentia, Octodontidae. Bases 1 to 1599 code for a protein of 532 amino acids. Gene Ontology annotation, cellular component: plasma membrane. Gene Ontology annotation, biological process: dephosphorylation. Gene Ontology annotation, molecular function: alkaline phosphatase activity.
AUGGAGAGAGCUGGGGUACAACUGUCGCUGCUACUGCUGUUGGGCCUCAGGCUCCAGCUGACCCUCAGCAUCAUCCCAGUGGAAGAGGAGAACCCAGCCUUCUGGAACCAAAAGGCAGCUGAGGCCCUGGCGGCCGCUAAGAAGCUGGAGCCAAUUCAGACCUCGGCCAAGAACCUCAUCCUCUUCCUGGGAGAUGGGAUGGGGGUGCCCACAGUGACAGCCACCAGGAUCCUGAAGGGCCAGAUGCAGGGCCAGCUGGGGCCAGAGACCCCUCUGGCUAUGGACCGGUUCCCGUACAUGGCCCUGUCCAAGACGUACAACGUGGACAGACAGGUGCCGGACAGUGCGGGCACAGCCACUGCCUACCUGUGUGGGGUCAAGGCCAACUACAAGACCAUUGGCCUGAGUGCAGCUGCCCGUGUUGACCAGUGCAGCACAGAGAAGGGCAACGAGGUCCUCUCUGUGAUGUACCAGGCCAAGAAAGCAGGGAAGUCUGUUGGCAUAGUGACCACCACCAGGGUCCAGCACGCCUCGCCAGCUGGCACAUAUGCACACACUGUGAACCGGAACUGGUACUCAGAUGCCAACAUGCCCACCUCCGCACUCCAAGAGGGCUGCCGGGACAUCGCCACGCAGCUCGUCUCCAACAUGGACAUUGAUGUAAUCCUUGGUGGGGGUCGCAGGUUCAUGUUCCCCAGAGGAACCCCAGACCCCGAGUACCCAGAUGAUGCCAGCCAGGCAGGAAUCAGGCUGGAUGAGAAGAACCUUGUGCAGGAGUGGCUGGCAAAGCACCAGGGGUCUCGGUAUGUGUGGAACCGCACAGAGCUCAUGCGGGCAUCUCAGGAUCCAUCGGUGACACAUCUCAUGGGCCUCUUUGAGCCCUCAGAGAUGAAAUAUGAUUUCUACCGAGACCCUGACCUGGACCCCUCCCUAGCAGAGAUGACAGAGGUGGCCGUGCGUUUGCUGAGCAGGAACUCCCUUGGCUUCUACCUCUUUGUGGAAGGGGGCCGCAUCGACCAAGGUCACCAUGAGGGCAGGGCUCAUCUUGCGCUAACUGACGCUGUCAUGUUCGACAAUGCCAUUGAGAAGGCCGGCCAGCUCACCAGCGAGCAGGAUACCCUGACCCUCAUCACUGCUGACCAUUCCCAUGUCUUCUCCUUUGGGGGCUAUACCCUACGCGGGACCUCCAUCUUCGGCCUGGCCCCUUCCUUGGCCUCAGAUGCUAAAAACUAUACUUCUAUCCUUUACGGAAAUGGCCCCGGCUACCCGAAGAACUCUAGCAGGCCUGAUGUCAGUGACAGUGAGAUCCGUGACCCUGGUUACCGGCAGCAGGCAGCCGUACCCUUGUCCUCAGAGACGCACGGCGGCGAGGAUGUGGCAGUGUUCGCACGAGGCCCACAGGCGCACCUCAUGCACGGCGUGCAGGAGCAGAGCUACGUGGCGCACCUCAUGGCGUUCGCGGGCUGCCUGGAGCCCUACACUGCCUGCGGCCUGCAGCAGCCCAUCACAACAGCUGCUGCCCCCAACACUGUGCUGCCUUCCCUGCCACUGCUGGCUGGGACUGUGCUGCUCCUGCUGGGGGCCAGCGCUGGGCCCUGAUCCAGUCCAUGCUGGACCCCUGAGGCAGGAGUGUCCUCCCAGUCACCCACUCUGGGUCCUGAAGACACACCCUACCUUGUCAUCUGCUGGCCUCUGUCAGAAGCACAUCUCCACACCUGCAGAGACAUCCCUGGAGGCACUGGCUGCAGGGCUCCCUGCUUUCUCCUGCCUACAGACCAGGGCUGCACUGGGCUGUGCUGGAGUGCGCCCUCCAACAUCGAUCCGACCUCCGCACUGUGCCCCGUGUCCGUCGGAAUGGCUCUGCCGUUCUGCUCCCAGACCACAGUUGCCUGCACUCCAGCACAGGGGAGAGCUCAGACUGGCCACCCUGCACCCCAUCUGCAGCCCCAGGGUCCUUCCAAGGACUGGACUUGGCUCACCUCCUGGCGCUGGGACUGGACCCUGAUAUAGAAUCACAGAUUCCCUGGC